UCCAUGUGUUCACCACAAUUGGCGCUGCCUGGCCUGACUAGCUUUUUACCACAUAAUUUUGUAAAGAGGAAAAAAUAGAGGAGAAAGUUUCUCAUUUUUAGACGAUAAAAUUUGCCAAAUAGUGCAAUAAUUCUCAUAUUUGUGCAGUGUCCAUCUGUCGUGCGUCUCUUGUUCAGUGAGAUUUAGUGAAUAAUCCAGAGAAAGAAAGAAACCUGCGACUUCGAGUGUGUGUGUCCAGAGCAGCCACGACAGCGCAAAAUGCCCGGAGCAACAAAUGGGACGGAUCAGAAUGAACAGCAGCAGCCUCCGCGGGGUACAGAGGCACUUCUGGCGCAUAUCAGUCAGCACAAGAUCGAUGUGGCCCUGUGGGCCACCAGAGUCCUGACCAUUGUCUUCGCAUUUGGCUACCUUAUUCCCAUCUUCGGGAAUGUACAGAGUUCGUACUACAAGGUGCUCGUGGCAAAUGCCGCCACUUCGGCCCUUCGUCUGCACCAGAGAUUACCGAGGGUGUCCUUAACGAGGGAAUUCCUGUCACAUCUUCUCGUUGAGGAUUCAUGCCACUAUCUCUUCUAUUCUCUCAUCUUCUUGUACGUCAGCCCAGUGAUCCUCAUUCUGCUGCCUGUCGUCCUUUUUGCAGUAUUACAUUCCGCCAGUUAUUCCCUCACGCUGCUCGAUACUCUCGGACAGAAUUCAUGGUGGGGAGCAAGAUUGCUGAUCUCAAUUGUUGAAUUCCAGACAAGGAAUAUCCUUCGAUUAGCUGCAUUUACCGAAGUUUUCCUCAUGCCAUUCACCAUUGUCCUCGUUCUUUUGGGCAAGGGUGGCCUCAUGACGCCACUGAUAUACUAUCACUUCCUGACGCUGCGCUACUCGUCGCGACGCAAUCCCUACACGCGGAACAUCUUCUACGAGUGCCGCCUGGCAGCUGAGAUGUUGGCCAAUAAUCCGUCAAUGCCUGCCAUUGUCAGCAAAAUUAUCCGGGCUGGAAUUAGUUUUGUGUCUCGUCUGGCGCCUCCCAUGCCGCAGACCGCGCAACAAUAAUGCAACCGUUAAAAAAAAAUUGUGUGGCGGGCACUAAAGCAUUAGUUAGGUGACUACUUCAAAAGUUGUUGGUUUUUUUUUUUAACUAUCUUCUCAAUUUCCCUUAUUAUUGUUUUUUUUUUGCUACUGGUUAAGGAAUGACCCGUUGAACAAAUUGUACAUUAUGUUGAUUUUUUUUUCAUUAUUACUUUGUAUAUCACAUGACCCUUUUUCCAUUCAUCUAUAAAAUAGUGUUUUUUUUUAAAUUUCGCAAUCGAUGCGAAAUAUCUAAUGAAAGAGACAUUUAAAUAGGACAAAAGUUUGUAAUUUUUCUGUACAAAAAUCACACCAUAAUAAAGAAAAAGUGGAAAUAAAAAAAAAA
Phlebotomus papatasi is the source of this 1399-nucleotide messenger RNA. RefSeq names its product Krueppel homolog 2 (gene Kr-h2). The transcript is spliced from 5 exons. Bases 259 to 1038 code for a protein of 259 amino acids. Gene Ontology annotation, biological process: membrane organization; endoplasmic reticulum tubular network organization. Gene Ontology annotation, cellular component: endoplasmic reticulum; membrane. NCBI's taxonomy places the organism in Eukaryota, Metazoa, Arthropoda, Insecta, Diptera, Psychodidae. The record is from RefSeq and is a predicted model, not a curated record.